Molecule: messenger RNA, 711 nt
Organism: Papaver somniferum (opium poppy)
Lineage: Eukaryota; Viridiplantae; Streptophyta; Magnoliopsida; Ranunculales; Papaveraceae
Product: 18S rRNA (guanine-N(7))-methyltransferase RID2-like
Exons: 3
Coding region: 253-579 (108 amino acids)
Biological process (GO): rRNA (guanine-N7)-methylation
Cellular component (GO): nucleolus
Molecular function (GO): rRNA (guanine) methyltransferase activity
Source: RefSeq, a predicted model, not a curated record
UACCAGAAGAUCCAACAGUCUUAAAUCUCCUCCUCCAGCAACACCAUUAUUAACCAAAACCCUGCGCUCUCUUCCGCCACCGCACCACCACCAUCCCUGCUACUGCACCGCCACCUGAGGCGCACUCGGAGAGCAUCAGAGGAUGUCAAGACCGGAGUUUCAAGCUCCUCCGGAGAUUUUCAGAGCGCACCGCACCACCACCAUCCCUGCUACUGCACCGCCACCUGAGGCGCACUCGGAGAGCAUCAGAGGAUGUCAAGACCGGAGUUUCAAGCUCCUCCGGAGAUUUUCUACAAUGAAUCAGAAGCUAGGAAAUAUACUUCUUCUUCUCGUAUCACUGAAAUUCAGGCAAAACUUUCCGAGAGAGCAUUAGAGCUUCUAGCGUUGCCCGAUGAUGAUGUUCCGCGGCUGCUACUUGAUAUUGGUUGUGGCUCUGGACUUAGUGGAGAAACGUUAUCUGAGAGUGGACACCAGUGGAUUGGUUUAGACAUAUCUGAUUCGAUGCUUAGCAAGUGUAAUGGUCAGUUUUUUUUUUUUGGAAAGUUGAAUUGCCCUUGCGCUCGAUUUUCAUUUGAUUAAUUUAAGUUUUGAUUUAAUAAAUAGAUGCUGCGAUUGGAGUGGGUUUCCAUUUAGGGAAAUUAUCAAACAACUCACUUUUUUCCUUCCCCAACACACCUAAUUGUCAUCCGUAGUAGUGUGACCACAACAAUA